AAUAUGAAUCUAGUGCUUCACCAUUUUUCCUUGGAGGGGUUAUGAAGGCAUCUGGAAAUAAGCCACCAAUGACAGUAGCACCAAAAGGUAUGUACAUGCAGAAGGAUCUUCAAAGAAAUGCAGAAUACUUUAAGAUUGAUAUAAAACUUAUAGAGGAUCCAUACAAUGUGCUUGUUCAAAAAGGAUCAUUGAGAGCCAUGAGGUUUCUAACUGCUAUAAAUCUUCAUUGUCCUGAGUAUCUAGAGAGUGUUUCUCGUGAGUUGUGGCGUAGAAUUUGGUCUAAAGGAGAAGAUAUAGUGGCAGACGACAGCCUCAUAAUGGCGGCGAAAGAAGCCAAGAUGGAAGAAAAUGACAUUGAGAAAUGUUUGAGUAAAAUGGAUGAUUCAGAAACAAAAGAUGCCUUAAGAAUGGCUACCGAACAGGCAGUUGAUUACGGGGCUUUUGGUGCACCAACUAUGGUGGUUCAUACUAAAGAAGGCCCAGAAAUGUUUUUCGGAUCGGAUCGCUUCCCACUGGUGGCCCAAAUGAUGAAUGAAGUCUGGAAGGGACCGAUUCCAGAUCAAAAGAGUAAACUGUGAUGCUUGUUUCUUCCAUUAUGGGACUUUCUACUGCAUUAAUAUGAUUGUUGUUAUGAAAUGAUAAUAUACUGGGAAGGGGAUUUUAAGUAACCUUACUAAAAAAAGAAGAAGAGUUAUCUGUAGAUCUACUUAAUGUACAUUAAGAGUUCCAAGGGUUGGUUCACUUUAGACACCAUUAUUUUACAUAGGCUUAACAAACGUGUUAUAUGUAUAUAAAUCUUGUUAAUGAAAUAAACCGCUUAUUUCGCUGGGCAG
Molecule: messenger RNA, 833 nt
Organism: Daphnia magna
Lineage: Eukaryota; Metazoa; Arthropoda; Branchiopoda; Diplostraca; Daphniidae
Product: glutathione S-transferase kappa 1-like
Exons: 4
Coding region: 42-578 (178 amino acids)
Biological process (GO): glutathione metabolic process
Cellular component (GO): peroxisome; mitochondrion
Molecular function (GO): glutathione transferase activity; glutathione peroxidase activity
Source: RefSeq, a predicted model, not a curated record